This is a messenger RNA of Cyprinodon variegatus (sheepshead minnow), 3909 nucleotides long. Its product is annotated as lysine-specific demethylase 4A-like. The transcript is spliced from 23 exons. Gene Ontology annotation, cellular component: nucleus. Gene Ontology annotation, molecular function: histone H3K36 demethylase activity; histone H3K9 demethylase activity. Gene Ontology annotation, biological process: chromatin remodeling. The record is from RefSeq and is a predicted model, not a curated record. Lineage: Eukaryota; Metazoa; Chordata; Actinopteri; Cyprinodontiformes; Cyprinodontidae.
GAUUGGCUGAACGUGUCCCUUACGUCUUGCUGUAAACAACUUGCUGGAUGCGUAUGCGUGCGUAGGGACGGUAAUGGAGGAUAGUGAUGUACUCCGGGGGUUAGCAUGAUAUCCUCUCUGUGGUUUUCUACGCGCAGCCGUUUUUAUUAACUAUAGUUUAUUUGCCACAUAAGGGGACAGCAUUCGGUCUUACCUGGAGCAUUAGAUCAGAGAUGGAUUAAACAUCAGCCCUACUUUACAUCCUGGAACAGCGUCAGAAAAAUAAAGCAAAGCCUUUUGUAAAGCCUAGUGUGAAGGAGCUCCUCCUGAGAUCGACAAUGGCUUCAGACGGACUCUCUCAAAACCAUGGCUCCAAGGGAAUCAUGACGUUUUAUCCCACCAAUGAAGAAUUCAAGAACUUUAACCGCUAUGUUGCGUAUAUAGAGUCCAAAGGAGCUCAUAGAGUAGGAUUAGCUAAGAUUGUUCCACCGAAGGAGUGGAAGCCUCGGGCUUCUUAUGAGGACAUAGACGACUUGGUGAUUCCUGCACCCAUUCAGCAGGUGGUGACCGGCCAGUCGGGCCUUUUCACUCAGUACAACAUACAGAAGAGAGCCAUGACGGUCAAAGAGUUCCGCAGGAUCGCCAAUAGUGAUAAGUUCUGCAGUCCGCAUUAUGAUGAUUUUGAGGAGCUGGAAAGGAAAUAUUGGAAGAACUUAACCUUUAACCCUCCUCUUUAUGGGGCAGAUGUGAACGGAAGCUUGUAUGAUCCUGAUGUGGAGCAGUGGAAUAUUUGUCGCCUGGGAACCAUUUUGGACACGGUUGAACGUGACAGCGGUAUAACCAUCGAGGGCGUUAACACGCCUUACCUGUAUUUUGGUAUGUGGAAGACCACCUUUGCGUGGCACACUGAGGACAUGGACCUUUACAGCAUCAACUACCUGCACUUUGGAGCGCCCAAAUCAUGGUAGUCCUCUAAUCAGUUAUUUCUUUUCUUAGGUUUUUUUCCAGGUAGCUCCCAAAAUUGUGAAGCCUUCUUAAGGCACAAAAUGACUCUAAUUUCUCCUUCGAUUCUAAAGAAAUACGGCAUCCCGUUUGAAAAGAUCACUCAGGAAGCUGGCGAGUUCAUGGUCACUUUCCCCUACGCCUACCAUGCCGGUUUCAACCACGGUUUCAACUGUGCCGAGUCCACCAACUUUGCUACAGAGAGGUGGAUCGAGUACGGCAAGCAAGCGGUUUUGUGCUCGUGUCGUAAAGAUAUGGUGAAGAUUUCAAUGGAUGUUUUCGUCCGGAAAUACCAGCCGGAUCGCUAUGAGCAGUGGCUGGCGGGGAGAGACACAACCCCCAUCGACCAUUCCCAGCCCACCCCAGAGGCCAAGGAGUUUCUGGGCGAGGCCGGCGGUGAGGAUGGCGAGAGGAAAAGCACACAGCGAAUAGAAGCCAAACGACACUGUGUGUGUUUGGAGCUGCCCGAUGAGGUUGUCCCCAAAGAUGAGGAUGACACAGCGCAGUAUGGGAAGAGGCCCAGACUCAGCCUCAUCCCUCACCGAACCGCUGUACACGAGGGCAAAAGAAACAAAGGGCCGCCAAAGUUGGUCGUCACACCAACAAAGCUUACUCUGAUCGACCCGUUUCACAGGGGUGUGAGUCAGAGCAACGGUGACGGAGGCCGUCCUCCUCAUUACACCAAGACUCGAGCACCCGCCAUAUCUUCUCAUUCAAGGUCCAGAAAUGGACAUCUGUCUGUUUCCGCAGAGCAGAAGUGGUCCGAAACAUCCGCUCAACAUGGGCGCAGUAUGGGCGUGGCCAGCCUGCUCUUCCACAGGACUCUGAGUCCGAAGGACACGCUUCAGGUUCAAAGCUACACUCUGGAAAAGCAGCAGGAUCGCCGCACGCAGCUGCACGUCCACAGCUACGCCAGGGAGCACCAGCCCCGCCAUCCUCAGAGCCAAGCCGACACCCCGGUUCAGGCCUUAUCCCCGACAGGCAGCCAUGAGAUGGUGGACGCCAAGCCUCAAGCUCGGGCUCUUCAAACAGCAGAGGGACCUGCUCAGCCAGAGGCGAUCAGGCCACCGCUGCUGGAACACAAAGACGCCAAGCCUGAGAAACUAGAGCUGAUCCAAGGCCCAGUUAUGACCAAGAAAGUUGAAGUUGAUGUCUUUAACAAAUCCACCGUCCCACCGACCCAAACACCAACCCAUGACCUCAGCAAAGGCAGGAUGGAGGCUUCCAGAGUCAACAAGCGGAAGAGUUUCGAGUGUCCGCUAGCGGAUAGCGCCAUUAUCGUGCUGAAAGACACCAGUCCUGCACAGCAGCAAGAGCAGAUUCAGUUCAAUGUGAUUUCUCCAACUUAUCAUCAGGUGGCAGAGGAGCAGUCUUACUGCAAGUCUGUUUCAAAGAAGCAGGAGCAGGAAGCUCAGCUGUGCAGACUGCCUCGCCACCACCCUCUGAUCAGAGAGGCGUGCAGCGAUGAUGAUCAGGAUGUCAGUGUGGAAGUGGAACAGGAGGAGAAAGAGGAGUGGGCAAAGCCUCUCACCGGUUUGUGGCAGAGUCGGCCUUACAACCCGCAGGCAGAGUGGGAAUACAACAAAACCAUGGGUCAGCGGCCGCCUUACUGCUCCAUUUGUCUGCUCUUCUACACGUACCACCAGUCAGAGUCCGGUGAUGACGACAGUUUGAUGUUGGUGAGCCGCCCAGGAGGCCGCCAGUGGUCCCGGCCGCUGGUCCCAGAGAUGUGUUUCAACACUCACUCCGGCAGAACCAAUGACGGCGGGGAGGGCCAGCUGUCCAAUCCUCAUGUAGCCGAAGACGGGACAAGCCGCCUCAUCAGCUGUGCUCAGUGCUGCGUUCGAGUUCACACAAGUUGCUAUGGCGUUUCUGGAGAAGAAGCAGAGUUGGAUGACUGGCUGUGUGCUCGCUGUGAGGCCAGCGCCAUCACGGAGGAUUGCUGUCUGUGUUCGCUCAGAGGUGGAGCCCUUCAGAGAGCCAACAAUGACAAGUGGGUCCAUGUGCUGUGUGCAAUCACUGUGCUGGAGGCGCGUUUUGUCAACAUCACCAAGCGCAGCCCGAUCGACCUGUCCGCCAUCCCCAUCCCACGUUUCAGACUGGUAGGAGCCUGGUGUUUGAUGUUGAGUGAAAUUGAAUAUCUGAGAGGAAUCUGCGUCGCUUCAGUUUCCCACCUCACCGCCUGCGUCGCUCUUUUCCUCGUCUCCAAACAGGAGCGCACCCUGUACGCAUUGCGCAACAAAGACUCCCUGAGGGACCUCGCCGAGGGCCAGAAGGUGAUCUGUAAACAUAAAAAUGGCCGUUACUACCACAGCGAAGUAGUGGAGCUGACCACGGCUACGUUCUACGAGGUGGUGUUCGACGACGGCUCAUACAGCGACAACCUCUUCCCAGAAGACAUAGAGAGCCAUGACUGCGUCCGCCUCGGCCCCCCGUCUGAAGGUCAGCCCGUCCAGGUGCGCUGGACAGACGGCCUUUUAUAUGGAGCCAAGUUCGUAGCGUCGCACUCUGUCCCCAUGUAUAUGGUGGAGUUCGAGGACGGAUCCCAAAUCACAGCGAAGAGGGAAGACAUCUACACCCCGGACGAGGAUUUACCCAAACGAGUCAAGUCACGCAUGUCCGUAGCCUCGGACAUGCGCUUCGAGCUGUUCACGCAGAGCAACGUCAAACAGAACUCCAAGCGUCAGCGAGUCAUCAACUCGCGCUACAGAGAGGACUACAUAGAGCCGGUCAUCUACAGAGCCAUCAUGGAGUGACUCCUUCCAUCACUAUGGAAACGUUAAAGCCUUCAUGUCCUGCGUUUCAUUAACAAACAGCCGCUCCUCCUCCUCCUCUUCUUCCAAAGCCUCCCAGGCUUCAUAUUUAUAAACUACGGCUGGGACUCAGUGACUCGCGCUUUAAUCCAUCACUCUGCUGUCCGCUCUUAUU